AUGAGGUAUGGCAGUGAUCAGGACACUGGUAUGGGGUACGACGGUGAUCAGGAUGCUGAUAUGGGGUAUGGUGGUGAUCAGGAUGCUAGUAUGAGGUAUGGCAGUGAUCAGGACGCUGGUAUGGGGUAUGGCAGUGAUCAGGAUGCUGGUAUGGGGUAUGAUGGUGAUCAGGACGCUGAUAUGGGGUAUGGUGGUGAUCAGGGCACUGGUAUGAGGUAUGGCGGUAAUUAGAACACUGGUAUAGGGUAUGGUGGUGAUCAGGGCGCUGGUAUGAGGUAUGGCAGUGAUCAGGGCAUUGGUAU
Messenger RNA from Staurois parvus, 302 nucleotides. NCBI's taxonomy places the organism in Eukaryota, Metazoa, Chordata, Amphibia, Anura, Ranidae. The record is from the annotation of a GenBank genome assembly.